Aplysia californica (California sea hare) is the source of this 783-nucleotide messenger RNA. RefSeq names its product glycerophosphodiester phosphodiesterase 1. The record is from RefSeq and is a predicted model, not a curated record. Gene Ontology annotation, biological process: lipid metabolic process. NCBI's taxonomy places the organism in Eukaryota, Metazoa, Mollusca, Gastropoda, Aplysiida, Aplysiidae. Gene Ontology annotation, molecular function: phosphoric diester hydrolase activity.
UACAAAACCUCCUGCACUGCGGCUGUGAGAGCAAUAUAUUCAGCCUCGCAGGUUGACAGAGCCACGACUGGCUGUUUCCUUGAUUUCCAUGAAAUCAGAGGACCUUCUUGUGUCAAACCAAAACAGGAACCUGAUGUGCUGCGUCUAUCUUCAACACUGGAUGCCCAAUCAGAUUUCAGGAAGUGGUCCAAAGUGGAGGUCUGGUCUGUCUGCAAGAUGCUCAUUUCAACAAGGAACUUGGUUCUCUUUGGAACUGCUCUGAUUUUAUGGAUGGCUUUGAAUACAUUCAUCACAAAUUCUUUUGGAAUUGCCCUAGUGCUCUUCACAGUUGUCCUUGGUGCAAUUCAAUACGUGAAAUUACCUCGGCUUGACGAAAGCCGUGUCAGUGACAACAUUUUGAGUUUGUUCAAAUUUGACAAUGAUGACUUAAAGAAGAAUAUCAUUUUUCACAAAGGAGGCGCUCAUCAUGCACCUGAGAAUACUGUUGAAGCCAUUCAGAUGGCAGCAGACCUUGGAGUGCGCAGUGUGGAAAUAGAUUUAGAGUUCAGCAAAGACGGUGUGGGUGUGGUGAUUCAUGGGCCUAAAGUUGACGACACUACAGAUGGGACAGGUUUUGUCUCCAACUACACUUUUGACCAACUUCAGAAACUGAACGCGGCUGCCAAGGAUGCAAAUAAGAGCCGGUUUCCUUCAGUUCGAGUGCCUUCAUUGGAGGACUGUGUCAAGGAAUGCAUCAAGCAAAACCUGAUCUUGUUCAUAGAUUGCAAAAGUAAUGCUUCUGAA